Nycticebus coucang (slow loris) is the source of this 7008-nucleotide messenger RNA. It is a transcript of the gene MAML3, whose product is annotated as mastermind like transcriptional coactivator 3. Gene Ontology annotation, cellular component: nucleoplasm; nuclear speck. Lineage: Eukaryota; Metazoa; Chordata; Mammalia; Primates; Lorisidae. The record is from RefSeq and is a predicted model, not a curated record. Gene Ontology annotation, molecular function: transcription coactivator activity. Gene Ontology annotation, biological process: Notch signaling pathway; positive regulation of transcription of Notch receptor target. The transcript is spliced from 5 exons. Bases 1100 to 4438 code for a protein of 1112 amino acids.
GCUAAGGGUUCCCAGUCUAGGUAGUAGAGAGGUUGGGGUGUGGGAGGGGUUGGGGUAGGCGAGGCAGCGGAGGCGGGAGGCGGGAGGCGGGAGGCGGGAACCGGCUGCCGGUGCGUUCCGCGCCGCGCCCGCUCCUGCCGGGGUAGAGUCCGGGCCGGGUUUUGCGCGGUGUCCCCGGGCCUGUCUCACGGCCUCCAGCCGCCGCCGCCGCUGCUGCCGUGUUUACUGAGCUCGCGCGUCCUGAUAUCACUCCGCUGGCAUGGAGGAGGAGGAGGAGGUGGAGGAGCGAGAGGAGGAGGAGGAGGCGGCGGCGGCGGCGAGCAGUUGAUCAUUGUGAUGGUGGCAGGAGCAGCGGCGGCAGCGGCAGCGGCAGCCCAGCCGAGCGUUAGGGGCUGCUCUCCGCGCGGCGUUUUGCAAAGGACUUCACCGAUCUACUUUUGCAGUUGCCUCGGACUGUCCAUGUGUUUACUUCCCCCAGCCCGAGGAUUCGAUAUCUAGGUUCCUGUGAAAUGCAACUGAGCAGCCAAAGUACUUUGAGAACACGGGGCGGCAUAAACACCAAAACUUUUUUGUGGAAGGAAAAUGCAAUAAGCAAGCUUGCCGUUUUCCGAUUCGGUGUGGAGUGAGUGUGUGUGGCGCGUGUCCGCACUGGAGGCAUAUGCUUGUAUGUGUACAUGGGGUGUGUUUUUCGGUACGUAGGGAGAAAAUGCUUGCCAACCACCGGAAAUCUCCUGGAAUUUAUUAGAAAAUAAUGGAUUAUAAAAAGAAGGCAGGCGAGGAGAGGAUCGCCCCUUGAGUUGCAACCGAUUUGCUGCUGGCUCAGUUUGUUGUGAUUCUUUUUGUUGAUAGGUGUCUGAUGGUAUUCCGAUAACCCCCUUUUUCUCCCCUUGAGCUUUUACAGUUUAAAAAAAAGGAAACAAAACCACCCCCAAGUCUCUCCCCCUUUUUUUCGCCCCGUCGGGAUCGCCGUUUCUAUCCAUGUGCUUGCGUCUCCCCCGCGUUCCACUUAAACUAUUUUAAUCCUUGGACCCAAGGAGGAGGCUGAUAGGGGGGGGUGGAUAAAAAAAGUUCUUCCAAAAUAGUGUGCCCGGGGAGCAGGAUGGGGGAUUUCGCAGCCCCCGCUGCUGCCGCAAAUGGCAGUAGUAUUUGCAUCAACAGUAGCCUGAACAGCAGCCUCGGCGGGGCCGGGAUCGGUGUGAAUAAUACUCCCAAUAGUACUCCCGCUGCUCCGAGUAGCAAUCACCCCGCUGCCGGUGGCUGCGGCGGCGGCUCCGGGGGCCCCGGCGGCGGAUCGGCGGCCGUCCCCAAACACAGCACGGUGGUCGAGCGGCUCCGCCAGCGCAUCGAGGGCUGCCGGCGGCACCACGUCAACUGCGAGAACAGGUACCAGCAGGCUCAGGUGGAGCAGCUGGAGCUGGAGCGUCGGGACACCGUGAGCCUGUACCAGCGUACCCUGGAGCAGAGAGCCAAGAAAUCGGGCGCCGGCACCGGCAAGCAGCAGCACCCGAGCAAACCCCAGCAAGAUGCGGAGUCUGCCUCGGUGGAGCAGAGGAACCACACGCUGAUCAUGCUCCAAGAGACUGUGAAAAGGAAGUUGGAAGGAGCCCGAUCACCACUUAAUGGAGACCAGCAGAAUGGUACCUGCGAUGGGAAUUUUUCUCCAACUAGCAAGCGAAUUCGAAAGGACAUUUCCACAGGGAUGGAAGCCAUCAACAAUUUGCCCAACAGCAUGCCACUGCCUUCAGCUUCUCCACUUCACCAACUUGACCUGAAGCCUUCUUUGUCCUUGCAGAAUAGUGGAACACACCCUCCUGGGCUUCUAGAAGAUCUGAGUAAGAACGGUAGGCUCCCCGAGAUUAAACUUCCUGUCAAUGGUUGCAGUGACCUGGAGGACAGCUUCACCAUCUUGCAGAGCAAAGACCUCAAGCAAGAACCUUUGGAUGACCCCACUUGCAUAGACACAUCAGAAACAUCUCUUUCAAAUCAGAACAAGCUGUUCUCAGACAUUAAUCUGAAUGAUCAGGAGUGGCAGGAACUAAUAGAUGAAUUGGCCAACACGGUUCCGGAAGAUGACAUACAGGACCUGUUCAAUGAAGACUUUGAGGAGAAGAAGGACCCAGAAUUCUCGCAGCCAGCAACUGAGACCCCUCUGUCCCAGGAGAGCGGAAGUGUGAAGAGCGACCCCUCCCACUCUCCCUUCACACAUGUCUCCCUGGGCUCUCCCCAGGCGAGGCCUUCUUCUUCUGGUCCUCCUUUUUCUGCUGUCUCCACGGCCACUAGUUUACCUUCUAUCGCCAGCACUCCUGCAGCUCCAAACCCUGCCAGCUCACCAGCAAACUGUGCUGUCCAGUCCCCUCAGACUCCAAACCAAGCCCACAUGCCAGGCCAAGCUCCACCUCGGCCUGGAAAUGGUUAUCUCCUCAAUCCAGCAGCGGUGACGGUGGCUGGCUCAGGGGCAGGCCCGGUGGCUGUUCCCAGCUCUGACAUGUCCCCAGCAGAGCAGCUCAAGCAGAUGGCUGCACAGCAACAACAGAGGGCCAAACUCAUGCAACAGAAGCAGCAGCAGCAGCAACACUCAAACCAGACGUCCAGUUGGUCUCCCUUAGGGCCUCCAUCGAGUCCUUAUGGAGCAGCGUUUACUGCAGAAAAACCAAAUAGCCCGAUGAUGUACCCCCAAGCCUUUAACAACCAAAACCCUAUAGUGCCUCCAAUGGCAAACAACCUGCAGAAGACAGCAAUGAAUAACUACCUCCCCCAGAAUCACAUGAACAUGAUCAAUCAGCAGCCAAAUAACUUGGGUACAAACUCCUUAAACAAACAGCACAAUAUUCUUACUUAUGGCAACACUAAACCCCUGACCCAUUUCAAUGCAGACCUGAGUCAGAGAAUGACGCCCCCCAUGGCGAACCCCAGCAAACCCCCCCUGAUGCCGUACAUCCAGCCGCAGCCGCAGCAGCCCCAGCAGCAGCCCCCGCCGCCACCGCAGCUGCAGGCUCCCAGGGCGCACCUGAGUGAGGACCAGAAACGCAUGCUUCUUAUGAAGCAGAAAGCCGUGAUGAAUCAGCCCAUGGCCUACGCUGCACUGCCGUCCCACGGGCAGGAGCAGCACCCGGUUGGGCUUCCCCGAACCACAGGCCCCAUGCAGCCCUCUGUGCCACCAGGCUCAGGCAGCAUGGUCUCUGGAACCAGUCCCUCUGGUCCCAGCUACCUGGGCAACCAGCCCCAGGCAGCCAUCAUGAAACAGAUGCUCAUUGAUCAGCGGGCCCAGCUGAUGGAGCAGCAGAAGCAACAGUUCCUACGGGAGCAAAGGCAGCAGCAACAGCAGCAGCAGCAGCAGAUUCUGGCCGAGCAGCAGCUGCAGCAAUCACAUUUACCCCGGCAGCACCUCCAGCAACAGCGGAAUCCUUACCCAGUGCAGCAGGUCAAUCAGUUUCAAGGCUCUCCCCAGGAUAUAGCAGCUGUGAGGAGCCAAGCAGCCCUCCAGAGCAUGCGAACAUCACGGUUGAUGGCACAGAACACAAGCAUAAUGGGAAUGGGACCCUCUCAGAACCCAGGGACAAUGGCCACAGCAGCAGCCCAGUCGGAGAUGGGACUGGCCCCUUAUAACAACACACCUACCAGCCAGCCAGGAAUGUACAAUAUGAGCACAGGAAUAACCCAAAUGUUGCAGCACCCAAACCAAAGUGGCAUGAGCAUCACACACAACCAAGCCCAGGGACCGAGGCAGCCUGCCUCUGGGCAAGGGGUCGGAAUGGUGAGUGGUUUUGGUCAGAGCAUGCUGGUGAACUCAGCCAUCACCCAGCAGCACCAGCAGAUGAAAGGGCCAGUUGGCCAGGCCUUGCCUAGGCCCCAAGCCCCUCCAAGGCUUCAGAACAUUAUGGGAACUGUCCAGCAAGGGGCACAAAGCUGGCAACAGAGGAGCUUACAGGGGAUGCCUGGGAGGACUAGUGGAGAAUUAGGACCAUUCAACAACGGCGCCAGCUACCCACUGCAAGCUGGCCAGCCGAGACUGACCAAGCAGCACUUCCCACAGGGACUGAGCCAGUCGGUCGUGGACGCUAACACAGGCACAGUGAGAACGCUCAACCCAGCUGCCAUGGGUCGGCAGAUGAUGCCAGCCCUCCCGGGGCAGCAAGGCACCAGCCAGGUGAGGCCAAUGGUCCUGUCUGGCCUGAGCCAGGGUGUCCCUGGCAUGCCAGCAUUCAGCCAGCCCCCAGCACAGCCACAGAUGCCCAGUGGCAGCUUUGCUCCCAGCAACCAGAGCCAGGGCUAUGAGCGGAACACGCCUCAGGACAUGUCAUACAAUUACAGUGGCGAGGGAGCUGGGGCUUCCUUCCCCGGCCUCCCGGACAGUGCAGACCUUGUGGACUCCAUCAUCAAAGGCGGGCCGGGGGAUGAGUGGAUGCAGGAGCUUGAUGAAUUGUUUGGUAACCCCUAGUCAAGAGGGCCCCCAGGAGCCACAACUCGACUGGUUAAAGCUUAAAAAGUGAAAAAGAAACAGGAUGUUGGCUCAUCCUUGUUUUUUUGUUUUUUUGACCCACGUAAACUGAGCAAAACUGCAACUGGCUGACAUUGGAAGAUCCAGGUGUCAAUCCACAGUCCCACCGGGCCUCAUGUCACCUGAUUUUCAUACAGCAACCAAGAUGAGAUGCUAUGCAGAUCCCUGCUGCCAGAGGGAGACACAGAAGGAGCCCGUGGGGGAAGACAAGCCAGCCAGAGGCCCUGCUCAGUGCUCCCUGUGCUGGCCUGGACCGGCCAGCACUGCUCCAGCCAAGAGGGCCUGUGCCUGAGUGAGGUAUCCGGAAGCCCCUCCUGCCCCAGGUCUGGAGACUGCAGCUUUGGAGACACAAAAGAAGCAGAGCCUUGGCCAGGGAGAGCCCCGCAGAGGCUGCUGGGAGGCGGUGCAGGCCAAGUGCACAGGUCAGAAUGCCCUGAACCCUGGGUGGAAAGAAGUAGAAGGCUUCAAGACAUGCUACUGUAUUUGGAGGUUAGGCACAAAGAACGGCAAGAUGGUAACAGGGACAUGACGAAGGGUCCCGCUGGCCCAUCCGUCCCUGCCAUGUGGUGACCCCUGGGAAUUGCAGAGGUGUUGCUGCUGUUGCCUCACAAGAAUAGUCAACUGAGUCUGGAGAAGGGGCAGUCCAGGGGGUCACCGCCUUCUGCUGAGGACCGUGGUGGCGAUCACCUCAGGUUGGGCUGGAGCCUCCUGGGAGCCUGGUGCAAUAUUGACACUUGCAGGUAGUUCACAUCUGCGUCGGGGGCCACAGGGUGCAGAGACCCCAGCUGGCUUCCGAGCGUCUGCCAACCUGGCCUCCCUUGUCCCUCCCCUGCCCAACAUGAUUCCCCUUGUCCUCCACCCCAGCCCGCCCUUGCUUCUCCUCACAGACUAUCCAAGAAGAGACACUUGGGUCUUUAGGGAGCCUAGGCAGAAUCUAAAUAAAUGCAAGACGAACUUAGAGAAUGCCUGAAAUGCAAAGGCAACACUGGCGUUUUUUUUCUCUACAUGUGUGAAGCUGAAGGAAUAUCUCUGCCUAGAACUGAGAGGGAGGCUCUGAUGUGUGGGUGUCAGUUCAUGGGAGCUGCAUCUGAGGCUCGCAGUAUCCCCAAGAAUGAAUGGCCUGGAGGUCACUGGUUCUGGCUCCCUCCAGGAAAAUCCCCAGGGCGAUGCUGUAAAAUCAGCCUUACCCAUCAUUCCCACUCAUUGGAAAAACAAGCGUUUAUAAAACCCCUGAGAGAUGGAAGAACUUAAAAAUCAAUUGUUCCACCUUACAAAUUUGGGUGAUCAAAGGGGCAAAGAUGUGGUUCCUGGUUCCUUUCAUGUGGGCAAAGUGAUCCACUUCAAAAGUUCUGUACAGUUAUUCUCUUUGUAAUUCACUCACAUCUGCCCCAGGUGAAAUCUGUCAGAAGGAAACUGACAGUGUCCUCUGUGGCCAGGCUAGUCUCUGUGGACUUUGCCUCCCCUCACGCUGCCACCUCUUGGAGGCCAUGGGCCUAAGUGUUGUCCUAGGUGAGUAAGAGUGGCCUGUACUUUUCCCCUGUCCCCUCCUCCCUCUGGAUUCUGAACAAUGGCUUCCUUCUGUGCACUGCCAAGUGCUCACUGCAGAAGUACUGGAGCCCAUGAGGGCUGGACAGGUGGACUAGGGAAGUCUGAGAAUGCAAGUUCCAAUGGAAAGCUGGGGCCAAGGGCCUUGGGGAGGAGAGAGAUGGGCAAACAAUGCCCUUGACUUGCUUUCCACAAACCCAGGGAUUCAAAGGGCAGGAUGUGAGGCCAUGGGUGCCAGGUCAGUGAGACCUAGGCAGGAGCUGUGAGACUCCCUGAACAGGGAAGGACACCACCAGGGUAACUCUGAGGGGAAACAGAUGAAAACAAACAAACAAAAAAGGAAACAGGCAAGAAGACACAGAAUACACAAUUACCUUUUCCUGAAAGGUAUAGGAAAUAAAUCCUGUAGAAGCAAUGGUGAGAAAUGGAGGUGGCUGAUGGAGAGGGAGUGGGCUCCAUUAUCUUUUUAAAGCCUCCUCCAAACACUCAGACUGGGACCAACUAAUAGAGAGGUAGAUUUUAAUCAAGUUGUUUUGUUUUUGUUUUGUUUUUACGACGGUGCUGAUGUAUAUGUAAUGUCUAAAAAAAAGUUAUUUGUACAUAAGUUUUUACAAUACUGCAGAUAUCACUGGGUCUACUAUCUGUAAAAAUAUAUAUACAUAUAAAUAUAUAUAUACUGUUUGUUUAAAAUAGAGUAUUUUUAUUUCAUUCCCUAACUCAUCGUCACAGCAGUGGUAUUGCACUUCAGAUGACAUCUACUUACUAAUUUGUACCGUAUGACCUAUGGCAACUUGCUCCAUCUUAAUUCAGAUUUUUCUAGUUUUCUGUUUUUACUUUGUACAUUGAGCAUUGCUUAUUUCCUUUUAAGAAAUGUACAGAACUCUGAAAUGUAGAAAUGAAGUGAUGUUGACAUACCACUUUUAAAGAAAAAAGUAACAAAAAUAAAAGAUCAUUAUCUGAAUCAA